This is a messenger RNA of Eupeodes corollae, 612 nucleotides long. RefSeq names its product NADH dehydrogenase [ubiquinone] 1 beta subcomplex subunit 9 (gene ND-B22). NCBI's taxonomy places the organism in Eukaryota, Metazoa, Arthropoda, Insecta, Diptera, Syrphidae. Gene Ontology annotation, biological process: mitochondrial electron transport, NADH to ubiquinone. The record is from RefSeq and is a predicted model, not a curated record. The coding region runs from base 122 to 556 and encodes 144 amino acids. The transcript has 3 exons.
AAAAUAACCACAACUGCCGUUGUCACAUCGGUUUUUAUUUUUUGCAAACGAUUAUUGGGCUUAAAAUUUUUUUACGCAGAAGAAAAUCCUCGUCCAUUGCAUCUGGGAACCAAGCAUUAAAAUGUCUGUUCCAACAGGAAUCAUAUCUCAUACUCGUCAAGUAUGCAGCUUGUAUAAGCGUUCUGUGAGAAAUCUUGAAGCAUGGUACGAUCGCAGACACAUUUUUCGCUACCGAGCUGUUCUCCUUCGGGAUAGGUUCGACAAGAACAAGAACAUAACUGAUAUGGCCGAGGCAACAAGAAUUCUCGAGGCCGGGGAGAAGGAACUCUUCGAAACCCAACAUUUUCAACCAAAAAAAUUUGCGGGAAGUCCCGGAGGCUGUGCUUUUGAACGUGAGGUCAUUCCACCUGAUUGGGUCUUAGAUUACUGGCAUCCAUUGGAAAAGGCUCAGUAUCCUGAAUACUUUGCACGACGUGAAGAACGCAAAAAGCAAUACUUAGCUAUGUGGGAAAAACAGUAUGGCAAACCAAGCAAGGAAGACUUAGGUCAUCAUUAGAUGUUCUUGUUUUUGAAUGUAAAUUUAAAAAAAAUAAUAAACUGACAAAUCUUGGA